Molecule: messenger RNA, 3510 nt
Organism: Zootoca vivipara (common lizard)
Lineage: Eukaryota; Metazoa; Chordata; Lepidosauria; Squamata; Lacertidae
Source: RefSeq, a predicted model, not a curated record
CGAGGGCGAGUGGGGGCGGAGCCUAAGCCUCUGCGGGGCCUCGCUCCGUCAGUCGCUGCUCUGAGGCGUCUGUUGCUGUUUGUUGUUUUCCGCCCAGGAGGGGCGGCAGGGAAGCUCGCCUUGCUCAGCCGCCGCCGCCGCCGCCGCUGCUCUCCCCCCGCAGCCCUGGGAAGAUGCCGCUCUUCACCAGCAACCCAUUCGACCAGGAUGUGGGAAAGAGAAUGACAGUAUGGAGAACUCCUGGAUGUAGAGAGUUUCAAGCCUUGCCUGAAGCCUCCAAUGCUGCGAGCUGCUCCCCAUUGCUGUCCCUGCUUGUAAGGCAGUGAUGGAGACCCUGUGGUCCACCAGAUGUUGAUGACCUCUUAAUUCUCAUAAGCCUGAGCCAGAAAUGGUAAGAGUCCAACAUCUGGAGGGCCACAGGUUCUUCAACUCUGUUGUAAAGGUUAGAUCUGGAAAGAAGGAAGGGCUGGUAGCAGCAGAGGUAUUACACAGUGGGCGAGGUGGUAAAGCCCAAACUGAAUUGGCCUGUCCUAACUUGUUUCAAAUUUUCCUAGCCCCACCUUUGGAUCUGACUAUAAGUCAGAGGAAUUGUGUUUUUGAGCUACAUUUCAAGGCAAAGUUCAAGCAAGUACAUGAUAGUGUAGAUGAUUAUGAUUGGCUUGCAGGAUCUACUGGAGCGGCUGCAACAGAAAUGUGUUGACUUGACAAACCAAUGUGCUAAUGUCUUGAGUAAUGAGAUGCCGCUAUUGAACAUGUUCACACCCUCAGAACUACAAGCGUGCUAUGUUUUCUUCAGAGUUCAUAUAUUGCUUUGUUUCAACCUGAAUUUCAUACAAUGCUACAUUAGUGUCAACAUAAUUCAGAGUAGAAUGACCAUAUCAGUUUUGAUGCAUUUAUAUUUAGAGUUGAUACUGAAGUUUCACUUACUUGGUAAAGUUCACCCCAAGCCUUUUUGUGUCAUUUAGAAAAAGCUACCAGUGAAAUGAAUACUGCUGAAGACUGGGGGCUCAUCUUAGAUAUUUGUGAUAAAGUUGGACAGUCACGAACUGGGCCUAAGGACUGUCUUCGGUCUAUUAUGAAGAGAGUGAACCACAAGGAUCCCCAUGUUGCUAUGCAAGCGCUGACCCUUUUAGGAGCAUGUGUCUCAAACUGCGGUAAAAUAUUUCAUUUAGAAGUAUGUUCAAGAGAUUUUGCUAGUGAAGUAAGCAACGUGUUAAAUAAGGGUCAUCCAAAAGUCUGUGAAAAAUUGAAAGCACUCAUGGUGGAAUGGACAGACGAAUUCAAGAAUGAUCCCCAGCUUAGUCUGAUAUCUGCAAUGAUAAAGAACCUUAAGGAACAGGGUGUUAUGUUUCCAGUUAUUGGUUCACAGGCUGCAGAACAAGCAAAAGCAAGCCCAGCUCUAGUAGCCAAAGAUCCUGGGAUAGUAGCAAACAAGAAGGAGGAAGAGGAUCUAGCUAAAGCUAUUGAAUUGUCACUUAAGGAACAAAGACAGCAACCAACGCCGCUUUCCACUCUUUAUCCAAGCACCUCAAGCCUCUUAACUAAUCACAAGCAUGAGGGCCGAAAGGUUCGGGCUAUUUAUGACUUUGAAGCUGCUGAAGAUAAUGAACUAACAUUUAAAGCUGGAGAACUUAUCACUGUACUUGAUGACAGUGAUCCAAACUGGUGGAAAGGUGAAACACAUCAAGGGACAGGAUUAUUUCCUUCCAAUUUUGUAACUGCUGAUCUUACUGCUGAACCAGAAAUGAUGAAAACCGAGAAGAAAACCGUGCAAUUUAGUGAUGAAGUUCAAGUUGAAACAAUUGAACCGGAGCCUGAACCAGCUUUUAUUGAUGAAGAUAAAAUGGACCAACUGUUGCAGAUGCUGCAAAGUGCAGAUCCAGGUGAUGACCAGCCAGACCUCCCAGAGCUGAUCCACCUUGAAACAAUGUGCCAUCAAAUGGGACCUCUCAUUGAUGAAAAGCUAGAAGAUAUUGACAGGAAACAUUCUGAGCUGUCAGAGCUCAAUGUGAAAGUUAUGGAGGCACUCUCAUUAUAUACCAAGUUGAUGAAUGAGGAUCCAAUGUAUUCAAUGUACUCAAAACUACAAAACCAACAAUAUUAUAUGGCUCAGUCCGGUGUUUCUGGCUCUCAGGUUUAUCCAGGACAACCUCAAAGCAAUGCAUAUUUGGUGGCAGGAAAUGCACAGAUGGGUCAUGUUCAAGCCUACAGUCUUCCAUCAGAGCAACUACCACCUCUGAAUCAAGGCACAAUUACUCCAGCAGCAAGCUCUGGAUUACCUAGUCAGCCAGUUCAGACAUCUUACACAAACACAAUGGUUGGUUCUGUUCCAGGAAGCACAUAUUCUAGCCAAGCUUCAGUCUACAGCCCACCCCCAGCUGCUACUGCUGAUGUUGCUGCUUACCAGAAUUCUGGAACUAUAUCUCAGGUGCCAAACUAUAACUUAGUCGCCUCAUCUCUGCCGCAGCCACCAGGCAGCCAACCACCACCACCACAGCAACAACCUCCAUCAUCACAACAAAAUACUUAUUCCCAGAAGGCACUACUAUAGGAUAGAGGACUUCUGAUUCCUAAUCUACUCUAACCUCUGCUGACGGCAGUUUACAAUGUUAUGAGUUUAUUCCUUUAAUAUCUUAAACGUGGGUUAUCCUCGGCUUAAUAGGAAUCUUUCUUGGUGAACAAGUAUAAUGAUUCUAUUUGCACUGACUUUUUAGGAUUAUUAUUUUUUUAAUUUGCAAAGGAAUUAAAAUACUUAGGACAUUUAAUUCCUUUAAAAAUGCCUAAAAUUGGUACAAGGUUAUUUAUGUCUGCUGAAACUGGCUAGUUUGUGACGAGUCAACUUGGCAAACUGUUGUGGCAUAUAUGUUUAUGUACAUAUAGUGUGUUUGUGUUAGUGGCCGUUUUGAAUUACUAUGGUGAUCAUGUGCAUAUAUAACACAGUGUUAAAAUAAUUUACUGUUUUAUUAAUCAUGAACAGAUGGAACAUGUUCAUGGAUUUUAUAAGGAUGUUUGUUCAAAGUGUAGGAGAAGGCUCUAACCUGCAUAUCACAAAUACUUACUGGCUAUGGAUAUGCUCUUGAAACUGAACUGCCUAGUUUUUUCAUUAGUUGUACAUUGAAUGUGAGUGUGUCCUUCCUUCCCGUAGCCUUUGGGUGCUACUAGAUGACACUAUCUACCAAAGUAAGGGGUCUAGAACUUCAGGCACUCUGCAUUCAGAAAAGAUUCUGCUUUUAUGAAUAAUGGUUUCAAAAUAAUAACUUGCAAGCUGCUAAACAUAUGGGACCAUGAAACACAUCUGAACCAUUUUAUCUUUAUUGUUUAAAUUAUGUAACUUACAUUUCCAUGCUAGUUUUGUGUCACCUGAAUGCUGAAUAGUUAUAUUCUGUGUAUGUUGGUGGAGAUCACACCAAAGACAGAGAGGGGGCACUUUGGAUGUGAGUGAGUGGCGUUUUUAAACUGGAACAAGAAGAAACACUACAUUUAUUAAAGUCUUGUUAAGGACUGCCAUAA